This is a messenger RNA of Lactuca saligna, 468 nucleotides long. The record is from the annotation of a GenBank genome assembly. NCBI's taxonomy places the organism in Eukaryota, Viridiplantae, Streptophyta, Magnoliopsida, Asterales, Asteraceae.
AUGGAAGAUGAAUCCAGUAACCCCACUUGCAAUAUUCGAUUACACAAUAAGGAGGCUUGGUUUAAUUACUUAUUGGCUUCAUUCGGAGUUCUUGAACAGAUGCGAAAGAAUUGCUCUUGUUGUCGUCAAUGGGUGAGGGAAAGCAAAAACAUGUUGGAAGGAUUGUGGAGUUUUUCAAAACAUCUGAUGAUAAAUUACUUUAGAGUGCAGUGGUUUUUCAGAGCCGAAGAUACAGUGCUCUUAUGUCUUAAUCAAUUAACCACGAACUUGAACCAUAGAGGAUGGAUGCGCUGCUACAAAAGUGAGCAUAAAGGUCAAAGUGGUCUUUUUAUGGGAUAUGUCGAACUAUCAGGUUUGUGCACAUUAGCAACAAGAACUGUAGGAUUUAACGCAACGAUGGAGGAAAGAUUGGGGUUAAGUUGUAAUCUCAAAGACGGCUUUUUUAAAUUUUGGGCCGGAAAGGAAUAA